This is a messenger RNA of Emys orbicularis (European pond turtle), 1467 nucleotides long. RefSeq names its product DAP3 binding cell death enhancer 1 (gene DELE1). Gene Ontology annotation, cellular component: mitochondrion. Gene Ontology annotation, molecular function: protein binding. The transcript has 12 exons. Bases 1 to 1467 code for a protein of 488 amino acids. Lineage: Eukaryota; Metazoa; Chordata; Testudines; Emydidae. The record is from RefSeq and is a predicted model, not a curated record. Gene Ontology annotation, biological process: extrinsic apoptotic signaling pathway via death domain receptors.
AUGUGGCGGCUGCCGGGACUGCUGAGCCGAGCCCUUCACCGCCUCCAUGCGCUGAAUGCUUCAAGCUCUAUCCAUGGGAUCCCAACCCUCCCCAGCAAUGAGGAGCUCCGGAACGCCACCUCAGCACUCAGUGCUGGACAGACUCCAUCUGAACAGAGUUAUUUUCUCUCACCUGGCUGGCAGAACGGACGGGGUCGAGAUGGUUGGGAGCAAGGGAAUGCGCAGCGACCCUUCUUGAACCUGCAGCCUCACUACACAGUCCUGGAUGCCUUCACCUGGGGCGCACUAGCUGUGCUUGUUCUGCAGUUGGCCAGGCAGAUCCCAUGGCUGAGCCCUGUGCCAGGGGCAGGAAGAGAGGAUGGGCAUCCCCAUGUGGGCGGGCUCCUCUCUUCUCUGCUAUCUCAUCAGCACUCAGUGCCAGCUGCAGGCUCAUCAAGUUGCCGCAGUAACCAAAAGGUGCCCUGCUUCCUGCUGGGAGGGAUUCCAGACGCUGCACCAGAGAAUCCAUCCCCUGGCAUCCCCUCAGGGCAAGGAAAGCCUCAGCUCUGCCCAGAAACAGGGGAGCGUCCAUUCCCUGAGAGCUGCAGCACCAGCCUGGGGCCAGCCCACUGCAGUGCACAGGGGCUGUCAUUUUCCACUCUGCAGGGGAAGCCAGCACAGCAGGAACGCCUGGAGGAAGCAGCUACCCAGCUGCAGCAGGUGUUCCGGGUCAGCGUUUCCACUGCGCUCAAUAUCCGUGGGAUUGAGAGUGUGAGUGAUGGCCACUACAGGGCAGCCUAUUCCUGCUUCAAGCUGGCAGCAGAUCGGGGCUACAGCAAAGCCCAGUUCAACGUGGGCCUGUGUUAUGAGCAUGGCAGAGGCACGGAGAAAGACCUGGCAAAGGCAGCUCUCUAUUACCAUCGUGCAGCCAGCAAUGGGCACCCCACGGCCCAGUACCGCUAUGCCAGGUUCCUCUUACGCCAUGGGCUCAAAGCUGAAGGGGCUGACAUGCAGAAGGCUGUGACUCUGCUGGAGCAGGCAGCAGCAGCAGGGCUAGUGGAGGCACAGGCCUACCUUGGGGUGCUCUACAUGAAGGGGCUGCAGUCUGCAAAGCAGAGGGCUCUGAAAUACCUGUGGCUGGCGGCCAAGAAUGGGGAUUCCCAAAGCAGAUACCUUGUUGGUGUUUGCUAUGAGAAGGGCCUUGGAGUACAACAGAACUUCGCAGAAGCAAUGGAGCAUUACCAGCACUCGGCUGCUGCAGGAAACAGACAUGCUCAGGAGAGAGUGCAAGUUGUUGAGCAGGAGAUGGCAGCCGCAGAGAGCAGCCAUCCAGCACCUUCUGGAAUGAGAGCGUUCUCCUCCAGCCCCUGCCUCUGGGUCCUGGAGCAACUAGCAGAGCAGCGCCAGGCCCCUCCGACGGGAUGUCGUGCUUUACCCCUGCCCCAUUCCUGGAGCACAGGCAGUCUGGCGGGGGCUGACAUCAGCUGA